Ceratina calcarata is the source of this 3482-nucleotide messenger RNA. It is a transcript of the gene Tsp, whose product is annotated as Thrombospondin. Gene Ontology annotation, molecular function: calcium ion binding. The record is from RefSeq and is a predicted model, not a curated record. Gene Ontology annotation, cellular component: extracellular region. NCBI's taxonomy places the organism in Eukaryota, Metazoa, Arthropoda, Insecta, Hymenoptera, Apidae. Bases 194 to 3367 code for a protein of 1057 amino acids. The transcript is spliced from 15 exons. Gene Ontology annotation, biological process: cell adhesion.
AGUCGAUCGUAGGCUUUUCCCCGAUGCCAGUCGGCGAACGCCAACGUCAAGGAAUCUACUUAAGCCGGUCUACGAUCGGAGCGCAUAGUUGCUCUUUCGCGUUGAUCUACGAGUCGGAAUUAGCUUUACGACGCGCGAGUUUGUCUCGCGCUUCAAAAUAAUUCGGUGUAAUCGGUGAAUAGAAGACGUGACAAUGCGCGUGAUCGCGGCGUUGUUCGCCGCGUUUCUUCUCGCUCACGUCGUCGAUAGCGUCUUACGGGAUCCAGAACUUGCGAGCGACAUUCGACGUGCAUGGCACAACAAUUUUACUUUGGACAUUAUGAACACUAGAAUGAGUAAGAAGCAUAACUCGUCGAGCAUUCUACUCAUAAUCAAAUAUCAGAAUGGAGCGAAGAACAUGAUAAUCCUGGAUAGACCGAAUGAACGAGUAAUCCUCGAAAACAUCGUUGGCGACCGUCGAAGCUCCGGGCACAUCAAGGUGAAAAUUGAUACCCACAGUUCAACGUCCGAGCAUCUGAUCUUCGUGAUACGACGGUACCAGAAGAAAGUCUUCCUGGACGUAUACGCCAAUUGCCAGUUCAAAGGAACGAUCGAGACGACGAGAGGUUUUCGCCCAUUGAAAUCUACCGAAAGGAUCGAAGUGUUUAGGGGAAGAAAAGCCCGAGUGACCGUGUACCCGCUCAGCUUGGACGAAGCUGAAAUAGAAGAGGAAUGUAACAAUUCGGGCGAAUUGUCCUCUUCCGAGUACUUGUGGUACGGUGGUGCGAAUGACGGUGGCUAUCGAAACACUAGAGAUCUGCGUGGUUUUAGUCUAUCGGAUGAAUCGGAGAUGGAUUCGAGACGCACGGCCAGGGCAACGUCGAGAGGAGACAUCGGGAUUCAAUCUUUGGACGAAAGAGACUGUCUGACGGACGAUCGGAUAGUAAAAACGUUGAACACACUGAUAGUGGCGAUCAACAGGUUGUGGCUUGAAACAGAAGAGAAUACAAAGGAAUUGCGAAAUUUGCGGCGAGCAAUGGAACGAUGCGAGACACACCGUACUCCUGCUCCCAGGCCGAAAGAAUCCAGUUGCGAAUACGAAUCGCCUUGUUUCCCGGGUGCUACUUGUUAUGAUACGAGGCAUGGACCGCGAUGCGGAGCUUGCCCACCACACUACACCGGCGACGGUCGCCAUUGCAUUCAAAUAAAUUGCGCGCACAGACCCUGCUAUCCUUCGGUCCCUUGCCACAAUCGCAGAAACGGAUCGUUCAUUUGCGGCAGAUGCCCUCCCGGCCACAUCGGCGACGGCAUUAACUGCGAAGCACAAGGAGAUCCCUGCGCGCUGAGUCCCUGCGGCCCGAGAACUACGUGCGAGCGGAUUUCCCGUCCACCUUAUUACAGAUGCGGCGCUUGUGCACAUGGGUACAUCUCUAAUGGGACCGCGUGCGUCGAAAUAAACGAAUGCGAUGUAACGGAACCUUGUUACCCCGGAGUACGAUGUAUCAACCUCAAACCAGGAUUCAAGUGCGAUCCUUGCCCGAAGGGAUAUACCGGACCUACCAUCGAGGGCUUCGGAUUGGAGAUCGCGAGGAGCGUUAAACAGACCUGCACAGACAUAAACGAGUGCGACUACAACAACGGUGGUUGUGGUCGAGGCGUGGAAUGCAUCAACACGCCGGGUUCGCACUAUUGCAGUGCUGAGUGUCAGACAGGAUUCUUAGGCAGCCGAGCAGCCGGCUGCCAGCCGACGAUUCGAGUUUGUUCGAAUUUAAAAGAAGUUUGCCACGAGGACGCCUAUUGCCGGGCCGUCAACGUCUACGAACACUUCUGCAGGUGUAACUACGGAACGGCUGGGAACGGGUUGUUCUGCGGCAAAGACACGGACGGCGAUGGUUUUCCCAAUGAUGCUCUUGACUGCGAGGAUCUGUUUUGUCACAAGGACAAUUGCCCGACGGUACCCAACAGCGGACAAGAGGACGCAGACGGAGACGGCAUAGGCGACGCUUGCGAUCCAGACGCCGACAACGAUGGUAUACUGAAUCGUAAGGAUAACUGUCGGUUGACCGCGAAUCACGAUCAGAAAGACUCCGAUGACGACGGCCUGGGCGAUCCUUGCGAUAAUUGUCCUUUCGUCAGCAAUCGGCUGCAAGAGGAUACCGAUGGCGAUGGUGUAGGCGACGCCUGCGAGAACGAUAUCGACAAAGAUGGUAUUCCAAAUAACCGCGACAACUGUCCAACGGUGCCGAAUCCCGAUCAGUUAGACACGGACGGGGAUGGGGUUGGCGAUGUCUGCGAUAAUUGUCCUGAUGUUCCCAAUAAGAAUCAGACAGACACGGACGGGGAUGGGGUUGGCGAUGCUUGCGAUACCAAUCAGGAUUCAGACUCUGAUGGCAAACAAGACAACCUGGACAACUGUCCCAACGUGCCGAAUCCUGACCAAAGUGAUAUCGACAGGGAUGGAAUAGGGGACGCGUGCGACAACGAUAUGGAUAAUGAUAAUGUACCAAACGAUGUUGACAAUUGCUUAUACGUGUACAAUCCGGAUCAACGUCCUUCUCGUUUCCCGCGUAUCGGCUACGCUUGCGCCGAUGACUUCGAUAACGACACCGUGAUAAACAGGAACGACAACUGUCCCAACAACACUUUGGUCUGGACAACAGACUUCAGAAAGUACAAGACCAUCAAUCUGGAUCCUAUCGGCACGGCGCAAGAAGAUCCGAUUUGGGUAAUACGCAACAUGGGUGCCGAAAUUACACAGCUUUUGAACAGCGACCCUGGUAUUGCUGUCGGACAGGACGUUUUUAGCGGAGUAGAUUUCGAGGGAACGUUUUACAUCGGGGAUGACGACGACGACGAUUUCGUUGGAUUCGUGUUCGCUUAUCAGAGCAGCAGGAAAUUUUACGUGGUGACUUGGAAGCAAUACGAGCAGAUCUACUGGCACGUCCGUCCGUUCAGGUCGCAUGCAAGUGCCGGAAUCAGGUUGAGGCUCGUCGAUUCGGCAUCCGGACCUGGCGAGAUCCUUAGGAACACUCUCUGGAGCGACGAUACCGUAGUGAACGAGAUGAAAGUUCUAUGGCACGAUCCAUCUGGCAUAGGCUGGAAGCCGUGGACAUCGUAUAGGUGGCAGCUUCUGCACAGACCUCAUAUCGGUCUGAUCAGGUUCGCUCUUUACAGGGGAAAGGACCUAAUAACUGACUCAGGGAACAUCUUUGAUCAUACUCUGCGGGGUGGCAAAUUGGGCGUCUACUGUUUCUCCCAGGAGAACAUCACUUGGUCCAACUUGCACUACUCUUGUAAAGAAUCUGUCCCGCUCUCGGUGUGGAACGAAUUGCCGCCUGACAAGAGAAAUCAAGUAGACAUAGAUACGGGCAACUUACAUCUCAUUUAAAUUUGAUGACUAUCCGUAAUUCGGAUGAAGAACGGGCAUAUAGAUAAGUCUUAAAGUACUUACAACCACGUGACAAUUGUCUAAAUAAAAACGAUAUCAAUUUUCUCCUUCUAUA